Messenger RNA from Rotaria socialis, 396 nucleotides. The record is from the annotation of a GenBank genome assembly. Lineage: Eukaryota; Metazoa; Rotifera; Eurotatoria; Philodinida; Philodinidae.
AUGAGGGUGUCCCCUCUCUUUUUUGAAGCUCUCUUUCGUCGUCCAUCGAUCGAUGGUUGUGUUCCUCGAACUAAUCAUUUUUGUCAUGUAGUGAAUGCCUUACAUGAAACAUUGUCAUCGGAAAAAAAUCAAACAGAUAUCAACUAUUUGAUAGAUUCUAUUCCUGAAGCCGAAACACUCGACUGGCUAUUAGUGCUCGGCCUUCAAGAGUUUGCAAUGUUUGCGAUGAACAAUCCCGAAAUAUUAUCACCAGAUGUGUUUGACGUUACGAUUCCAGACCUCCUUCGCAUAAGAGACUUACUUGCCACUAAUGGUACUACUGCUGUGACAUGGCGGGAUCUUAAACCAUACGCUCGAAAAGCUCUUGCAUUUUUUGACACAUGGCAAUAUCAUUAA